GUUGAUUUGUAAAUUUACAUUUAUGUAAUUUUUAUUAACCAAAAUUAUUGAAUGAAACUACAGUUUUAGUCGAAGAAAUUCAAUAAAAAAAUGAAUAAGAAUGAAUUCACUACAAUUGAUACACAAUAUGCUAAAGAACAAGAAGAUCAAAGUGUUUCAUCAAUAUUUACAUCAAGAAAGAAUUUUAUGGAAUGGUUUCGAUCAUUCUUCGAUAGAUCUUUGUUAAUAUAUCAACUAUUUUAUUUCUCUUACUAUGCUGCGUUUGGUUCACUUUUCCCGCUUAUAUCAAUCUAUUUUAAACAACUUGGAUUGAAUGCUUUACAAUGUGGUAUUCUAAGUGGGACAAGAUCAUUAGUCGAGUGUUUUGCUGCACCAUUUUGGACUGCAUUAGCUGAUAAAUGGAAGAAAGGCAAAAUGUUUGUUUUAGUUAGUUUAUUCUUCGCUAUGGCAUUCACACUUGGCUUAGGAUUUGUACGUCCAACACCAGAAGGUUGUUUAGUAAGUCUACCAAGAUCAACAAGAUAUAAUGCUACAACAAGUGAUGAUGAAGAAGGUUUAAUUUUGAGUAUUAUUCAACCUUAUAAAGCAUCAAGAUAUGAUGAUGUUAAAUCUGUUGAUAUGGAUAGAGAUUUAGCCUUGAAAAUUCGUAAUCAAUUAGGACAAUCACCACUUUAUCUAAACACUAAACUACUAGUAUCUCCACCAAAAAUGAAAGCGACACGUUGGGGUACAGGUGUUGGACAACAGACUGGUGAUCAAAAUCUUUAUGCAAGAACACAAGCCUAUCAUGAUCCUACCCAAUUUCCACCUGGAAGUCUUGUUAUGCCUCUUUAUUCUACAGUUGUUUAUGGUCAAACAAAAAUCAAUCAAAUAUUCAUUGUAAUCCUAUUGUUGGUACUUUUUAGUGAACUUAUGUCUUGUGCUGCUAUACCAAUUGUUGAUGCAGCAGUUUUACAACAAAGUGGAAUAGAUUUUUGUAAUAAUUAUGAAAAACAACGUAUAUUUGGUUCAAUUGGUUGGGCAUUAUCAAUGUUUUUCAUUGGUUUAAUAUUAGAUCAUUCUACAAGUUUUCCUGACUAUCCAUGUUUACAUCCUGGUUAUCGUGAAAAAAAUUACAUGGUAAACUUUGCAACAUAUUCAGUUUUUAUUGCAUUCGCUUUAUUCAUUGCAACACAAUUCACUUUUCAAUAUGAAGGUGAUUCAGAGAGUAUGUAUUUCAAAUUAGUAAAAGAUAAAAUGGCUAGAACAUUUUUCGGUAGAACAACAAAAAGUCGUUCGAAGUUAGUCAAUGAAGAUGAUGAUGAAGAUGUUGGUGCAAAAGAUUGGAAACCUGAUCCAUUAAUCCAUGAAAUAGAAACAGGAAAAGUUGUUAGCAAAGAAAAAUCUAAACAUAGUAAUGAAGAAAUCUUAGAACAACAACUUGGAAUCAAAAUUGUUCAAAAAAACAAUGAUGGAGUUAAGUUAAAAAGUCAAAGUACAAUAGAUGCACAACAAGAAGAAUUAGCUGCUGCAGCUCAAUUAAAAGUAACAAGUUGGUUUCAUGCAUUGAAACAAUUUCGUCAACCAAGUCUAUUGGCAUUCUUAUUCGUUAUAUGGUUUAUGGGUUUGGGUUUAGGUCAAGUAUUCACAUUUUUAUUUUGGCAUAUGCAAGAAUUAAAUGGUUCACCAACAUUAUUUGGUAUUGCAUCAAUUAUCAAUCAUGUAUCCGAGAUAUUGAUGUAUCAGUUUAGUAAACAAAUUAUUGAUAAAAUUGGUCAUAUAAAAGUUCUGUAUUUGGGAUUAGUUGGUAAUGUAGCAAGAUUUCUCUAUGUCUCUUGGAUCACAAAUCCAUGGUGGAUACUUCCUUUUGAAUUUAUACAAGGUCUUACACAUGCUGGUGUAUGGGUAGCCUGUUGUUCAUAUAUUAUGCAAGCAUUCCAGCCGGAGUUUCGUUCAUCAACAUUAGGAUUUCUUCGUGCAAUACAUUAUGGUUUGGGACGUGGUUUAGGUGCCAUAUUUGGUGGACUUGUUAUAUCUAGUUAUGGAACUCCAACAAUGUUUAGAGCGUAUGGAGCAGCAUCAGCUUUAGUUCUAUUAGGAUUUCUUUUAUUGAACUAUUUAAUGCCGAUUCCAGCGGCCAGUGAAGAAUCAAAUGAAGAUGAUAAAAUGUAUGGACAAAUUCCAUCAGAUGGACGUAGUUCAAAUACAGGACAAUUUGGUAAUGUAUUCCAAACAACUGAAGUAACUCAUGAUUACUAUUUACAAAAUGAACAAAAACCAAAUCAGUUCCAGCGACAAUAAUAACAACAAACAUCAUAAUUCAUUAUCUUGGAUUCAAUAACAGUGCAGAUAUAAUUGAUUAACUUCAACAAGAAUCAAUCGUCAUACGAUCUAUGAUUUUAUGACUACUAACAAUAACAACAACAAAAAGGACAAGCCACAAGUUGGUUGUGAAUGUUAUUUCGAAUUCUCUUUUUUUUUCUUAAAAAAGACAUUACUUCUCUAGCCUUUUCUUAUAUAAAGUUACUUAGUUAAAAUCACUUUUUCAGAAUGUUUCUUUAUCUCUUCUUUAAAAAAACCCCGCCUUUUUACCAUUUAAAAAAGGAAAAUUUAUAAAACAAGGUAUUGGGUAUUUUACUUUGUUACCAUGUAAACAAUUUCUUAAAUCAUGCAAAACGUAUUUAUCAUUACUAAAUUGACUUAUAACUACAAAUAUGAACUUUGAUGAAAACUUCUUUUGAUCAUUUAAUUAAUCAUUUUAUUGUUAUAUUGAAUAAAUUCAUGUCAGGUGAUAACAAUGACAUGGAUAUUCAUUUAAAUGGUUGUGAAUUGAUUCCUUUUUGCUAUAACGGAUACAUAUAUAUGUAAUUUUGCUUCUUCUUCUUUUUUUCCCCCUUCUCCUUAUUCUUCUUAUGCAUUUAAUCACUGUACCCUCUGGUAAUUUGAGACAAGAAAACUAUUUUUUCUUUCUCCAAAAGAGAAUAUUCAUUUAAAAUAAACAAAAACAACAACUGAUAACAAUAUGUUGAUGAAAGUAUUUACUUCAUUCACAUUCUAAUUCAACAUAUUUAAUAUUUAUUUAUGUAUUAGAUAUUCCAUGAUCAUCAGUAAUCUUUUACUCAAUCACUAUAUAUGUAUACAAAUAAGAAAGAAUUUAUAGAUGUAAGUCUAUUCAUUGUUUAAAUUAGGGAGUGUUUUAUCAGAAAAAAAUGGAUAGUAACUAAUAAGUAUACAAGACAAACUGAAUAUCUUGCAUAGAUAAUUCACUAUGUUUUAAGAUUUAACUUUUGUAUACAGAUAACUAUGAAUAUUUCAAAUUGUUUUUUAUUUCUAAAAGUAGGUCGAGUGCCAACAGUUUACGUGAAGGUUUAAAAAGAAAUUGAAUAAUUGUGAUAUCAUAAUGUUUAUCAGCAUUUUUCAUAAAGAACCAUGUAUUUCGAUUUUGAUAUUCAGAUUUAUCGAAGAGAUUAAACUCAAACGCUAUUCAGACCCAGUCUGAUAAGUCAUCACAACGAAAGAGAUUUAAGUAUCUGUUCUAGUUCUGGAAAUAUGAUUCAGUUGAAAUACGUUCAUUCACUUACUAAAUGCUCUUAAUCAAGAGUCACUCAAAAUGAAAAGACUGGAAAGGAUUAGUGGUUAUACUUGCCGAACUGAAUAAUAUAUACGAAACUACUUCC
This is a messenger RNA of Schistosoma rodhaini, 3656 nucleotides long. NCBI's taxonomy places the organism in Eukaryota, Metazoa, Platyhelminthes, Trematoda, Strigeidida, Schistosomatidae. The record is from the annotation of a GenBank genome assembly.